AUGGAGUUUGUGAACUCAUGGGCUGAAACUGCAAGAGGAUUACCCUUCACUGUCCCUCCAUUCCUAGACAGAUCCAUAUUAAGAUCUAGACAACCUCCCAAGAUCGAGUUCAACCACAAUGAAUUCAAAGAGAUCGAUGAUGUAUCCAACAUGGUAACCCUCUUUCAAGAAGAGCAAAUCCUUUACAGAUCCUUCCUUUUUGACCCUGAGAAGCUAACCCAUUUGAAGAAAAUGGCCAUGGAGGAUGGGACCAUAAAGAGCUGCACUAGUUUUACAGCUCUCACAGCUUUGGUGUGGAGAGCCAGAAGUAAGGCUCUUAAGAUGAAACCAGACCAACAAACUAAGCUUCUCUUUGCGGUAGAUGGAAGAUCAAAGCUAAAUCCACCACUGCCAAAGGGAUACUUUGGUAAUGGGAUUGUUCUCACAUGUUGUCUUUGCACUGCUGGGGAGUUGAUUGAGAAGCCAUUAUCCUUUGCAGUUCUAUAUUAG
Macadamia integrifolia is the source of this 489-nucleotide messenger RNA. Its product is annotated as omega-hydroxypalmitate O-feruloyl transferase-like. Lineage: Eukaryota; Viridiplantae; Streptophyta; Magnoliopsida; Proteales; Proteaceae. Gene Ontology annotation, molecular function: acyltransferase activity, transferring groups other than amino-acyl groups. The record is from RefSeq and is a predicted model, not a curated record. Bases 1 to 489 code for a protein of 162 amino acids. The transcript has a single exon.